GGAUCUUGGUGCAUAUCCAAAACUAAAGCAGUAUUGCAACAAUGAGUGAUUGUUGGCAAUGGGUCUAGAGCAACUGCUUUCCACUGGACAGAAAAGGACAACGAAUAAUCAACCAUGACUACUGAAUCUGGAUCAGAUUCUGAGUCGAAGGACAAAGAACAAGAUCAGCGAGAAGCCACUGCUCAGCAAGGGACAGCAGGGGCACAACCUCCAGACCAGCAGCAGCUAAGUGAAGAACAUCAGAACGGAUUAGAACAGUUUUCUGGUGUGGCAGCUCACAGUACACCUGUGAAAAAAGAGCAGGCAACUGACAAAGAACAGGAACUUGCUGCUGCAAAACAACUGGAGUACCAGCAGUUUGAGGACGAUAAGCUAUCCCAAAAGUCAUCAUCUAGCAAGCUCUCCAGAUCUCCUUUAAAGAUUGUCAAAAGACCCAAAAAUAUGCAGUGUAAGGUGACUCUCCUGGAUGGCUCUGAAUAUGCAUGUGAUGUGGAGAAACGCUCCAGAGGUCAAGUACUGUUUGACAAAGUGUGUGAACAUCUGAACCUUUUGGAAAAAGACUACUUUGGCCUAACUUACAGAGACGCAGAAAACCAAAAGAAUUGGUUGGACCCUGCAAAGGAAAUCAAAAAGCAGAUCCGAAGUGGCGCUUGGCAGUUUGCAUUUAACGUGAAAUUCUACCCUCCAGAUCCUGCCCAACUCUCUGAAGACAUUACCAGGUACUACCUCUGUUUACAGCUGAGAGAUGACAUAGUAUCUGGACGGCUGCCCUGUUCUUUUGUUACUCUUGCUCUUUUGGGCUCCUACACUGUUCAGUCUGAACUUGGAGAUUAUGAUCCUGAUGAAUAUGGAAGUGAUUAUGUCAGUGAAUUCCGCUUUGCACCAAAUCACACUAAAGAACUGGAAGACAAAGUAAUUGAGCUGCACAAGAGCCACAGGGGAAUGACACCUGCAGAGGCUGAGAUGCAUUUCUUAGAGAAUGCCAAAAAGUUAUCUAUGUAUGGAGUAGAUCUACAUCAUGCCAAGGAUUCAGAAGGAGUGGAAAUCAUGCUUGGGGUUUGUGCAAGUGGCCUAUUAAUAUAUCGUGACAGACUUAGAAUAAAUAGAUUUGCCUGGCCAAAAGUUCUGAAAAUUUCGUACAAGAGGAACAACUUCUACAUCAAAAUCCGACCAGGAGAGUUUGAGCAGUUUGAAAGCACUAUUGGGUUUAAGUUGCCAAAUCAUCGUGCUGCAAAACGUUUAUGGAAAGUAUGUGUGGAACAUCAUACAUUUUUCAGGCUCUUGUUACCAGAGGCACCUCCAAAAAAAUUCCUUACAUUGGGUUCCAAAUUCCGCUACAGUGGAAGAACACAAGCCCAGACAAGAAGAGCCAGUGCAUUAAUAGAUCGACCUGCACCCUAUUUUGAGCGUUCUUCUAGUAAACGUUACACUAUGUCUCGCAGUUUAGAUGGGGCAUCAGUGAAUGAAAACCAUGAAAUGUACAUGAAGGAUUCUAUGUCUGCUGCAGAGGUUGGUACUGGCCAGUACACCACAACAAAGGGCAUCUCUCAAACCAACUUGAUAACCACUGUGACUCCAGAGAAAAAGGCAGAAGAAGAGAAAGAUGAGGAAGAGGGCAAAAAGAAAAGAGAAGAAGAAGUCACUCCUGUCUCAGCAGCACGCCAUGACACAAAGCCAUCUUUGCUUGGCACUGAUUCAUUCCAUUCCUCACCAUCCUCACCAUCUGCCCCCCCUGUAUCUUCAACAAAGCUCCGUAAGAGGUGUAAGGAGAAUCCUCGAAAAUCAGUAGGUUGCGAGUCACCUAAAGACAGUGUUCAAACCUCUGGUGAGUCUGACUUGGACUCUGACAAAAAAGGAAGAGUUUGCUCUGCUGAACAAGAUAUGAAAUUUAACUAUAAGCAAAAAGCUGGUAAAGGUGGAACUUUGUUUUCCUUCUCCUUGCAACUUCCAGAGUCAUUUCCUUCUCUCCUGGAUGAUGAUGGCUACCUUUCCCUCCCUAACUUCUCUGAAACCAACUUCCUGCCUGAAAGUUUGCAGCAUUACCUUCCCAUCCGAUCACCAUCCCUCGUACCUUGUUUCCUUUUCAUCUUUUUCUUUCUCCUAUCCGCCUCUUUCUCAGUACCAUAUGCCCUCACUCUCUCCUUUCCUCUGGCUAUGUGCCUCUGCUACCUGGAGCCCAAGGCGGCCUCCUUGAGUGCCUCACUUGACAAUGACCUGAGUGACAGUUCAGAGGAAGAGACUGACAGUGAACAGACGGAUACUGCAGCUGAUGGUGAAACCACUGCCACAGAGUCGGAUCAAGAGGAGGAUGGAGAUCUAAAAGCACAGAAUAGUCUGAUUAAGCGAAUAAAGGGUGAAAAUGUGUAUGUCAAACAUAGUAAUCUAAUGUUAGAGGACCUAGACAAAACUCAAGACCUGAUGAAACACCAGACCAAUAUAAGCGAGCUGAAACGAACCUUCUUGGAAACCUCUACAGAUACCACAGUAUCUAACGAAUGGGAAAAGAGGCUUUCCACAUCUCCGGUCCGGCUUGCUGUAAGACAUGAGGAAGCUCCCAUGAUUGAACCACUUGUGCCUGAAGAGACCAAAGAAGACAGGGAAAAAUCUGGAAAACUUAUAUUUUUGCAGAAGGGAAGUACCACAUUCCUUGAAUCCCAGCCAAGGGAGAUAGAGAAGAAGCUGCAGGAAGGAGAAUCUGCUGGCACUGUGGUUACUUCUCAUCAAAUCAUUAUCCAGAAAAGUGUCCCAUCAUCCCUAGAGGGCACUGAGGAUUGGGUUAUUAUAGACAAAAUACCCUCUGAGGUAGUUGAUGGUGAAUCGAAAAAAAAAGUGCCAUACAAAGUAAUGACUGUGAGCCGUAAAAGUGACAUUCCAGCUGAGAUAUUAAAAUCCAGUACCAUUCUAAUGCAGAGCUUUGAGGACUUGGAAAGUGAAAUGCAAUCCAAAGAGGAGAAUAAACAGAAAAUGUACACCUUAGGAAAGUCGUAUGAUACUGUAUCCGGGAAAAUUGUAAUCAUGACAAGUAAAGCUAAAGAGGGAGAGAAAACAGUACAAUCUUCACUAGACGCCUUUCAAAAAUUGGAGAGGGAAGUGCAAGAAUCUGUGAAGAUCAUUCCAGUAGUGGCUGAAUAUGAAAUUCUAGAGCCUGGCACUGAUGAGAGAGCCAGGCGGGUAUCUGAUGUGCAAAGCACGAAGAGGAAGCUGUCUGAAUCUUUGACACCCAUAAAGGAAGCAGAAUCUCAGUUGCAUAGUCCUGAAGAAGAAACUUUGAAGAAGGCACAAAAGAUGGACCAGAAUUUGCAGUUGCAUGGUACACUGGGAAGUUUGCAGACUGGCAGAGCAGAAAAACACCUUGACAGUGAAGCCCUAAAAGCAGGGGCAUUUGAUCGGAAAGAUAAGAGCCUGUCUGAGUGGAGAUAUUCCAGAGAACAGCCAUUUACCAUUGCUACUGCUCACUAUGUUACUGAAUCGUCUGCAUCAAGAGUAGUGACUAAACAGUCCUCCGGUGAAAAAACCUUGGAUGGUUCAGAUAUCUUCAGUUUAAUAGAGUCUGCCAGAAAACCAACUGAGUUCAUAGGAGGGGUUACUUCUGCUCCCCAUAGCUGGGCUCAGAAAAUGGAAACAAAGAUAAGUCAGGAAGCAGAUGAAGUGAAAGAAGAGGUGGAACUUCAUCUGGAUGCCAUGGAGAAGGUUGUGCAGGAGACCGUAAUAGUUGAGGAGAGACAUGUGUCAAGUGUGCAUGCAAGUGGGGAUGCUGCUACAGUGGCUGGAGAUGAGCUGGAUGCUAAAGAACAGGCAGUAUCUGCUGCUGCUGCUGCUAGCUUUCUAGGGAAAGAGGGCUCUGCAGUGACUGAGGGGGCUAAGGAGGAAAAAAGGGAGGAGACUGAUAAAGCUGUAACCAAACAGGAAGAAAUUGCUUCUGCUUCUCAUGCGCAUGAGGAGGAGCAGAGUGCGACAGGCCACCUUUCAGAUUCAUUGGAAAGAAAACCUCACUUUGAGCAGUCACCAGUUGUGAAGACAGAGACUAUCAGUUUUAGCAGUGUUUCCUCAGGUGGGGAGAAUCUUGAAGUUUCUACCAAGGAAGUGCCAGUAGUUCAUACAGAAACAAAAACCAUUACAUAUGAAUCUUCACAGAUGGAUUCGGGUGCCGACUUAGACCCAGGUGUACUGAUGAGUGCGCAAACGAUCACAUCUGAAACUACCAGCACUACAACUACUACACAUAUCACCAAAACUGUGAAAGGAGGCAUCUCGGAGACAAGAAUUGAAAAGCGAAUAGUCAUCACAGGAGAUGCAGACAUUGACCAUGAUCAGGCGCUGGCUCAGGCAAUUAAAGAGGCCAAAGAGCAGCACCCUGACAUGUCAGUGACCAAAGUAGUGGUACAUAAAGAGACAGAAAUCACACCAGAAGAUGGGGAGGAUUGACCCACAGGAAUAAUUUAGCUUGCAUAUGAAUCCACACCAUUAGGAAUACCAGAGCCUAUAUGGAAUCUCAGUUCUAAUCAGACUGACUUAUGUCUGUCCAUGGAAAAGAAGAAUUGAUCUUGACCGCUAAUAAGACACUGGCAGAGAUACCCUCCCAUAGAAAGCAAUCUGAAUCCGCAUCAGUAAAACUAUUGCAUGAAGCAACGAUAAAAUUACAAAAAAGCAGCAUUUUUAAUUUUCAUAAAAUGUCUAAGUUUUCAGCUAUACCUGCACGUUCAUAAACAGUAUAAACAGUGAUCUUACGUAACACACAAACAGUUCAUGCCUUUCACGGUUUACAAAAGUCUAAACAAAUUUAAAUUUGUUAGGUGGCAAACCUUUUGUUUACGAAGACUGUAAAUGAAGAUUACCCUAAAAAUGCUAGAACCUGUAUAGGUAUGGUGUAUGAUGUUUUACCACACAUUAGAUGUGCCAAUAACACAGUUUAUUCAGUAAACAACUUGAAUCUUCUGUCUGUUUCAUCUGGUUUUAUUAUUGCCCAACAAUGAUGAAUCUUUAAUCCUAUCAAAAUAUUUAAAUGCUUACAAAAUGUGCUUUGUAUACCUGACUAAAUACCUUAUGAGAUGGUGAUGAUUUUAGCUUAUUAACUCAAUUUUAUUUGUUUUUGUCAGCAUUGUUCAGAGUUAGUCAGCUACCAGACACCCCAUACAACUCCUAACCCUGUAAAUUUUUUGUAGUUAUUUUGGAGAAAAACUGUAUUUUCCUUAGCUUGUAGCAUUACAAAAUUAUUAAUCUGAAAUAAGCCUGAUUUUUUUUUUUAAAUUGAUUUUUCCCUUUUAAUUCUCAAAGAAAAAAAAAACCAUUUCAGAACCUGGUCAACAUUUACUAUCUAGUUCAGAGCCAAGCCUUAAAUUGUACAGAACAUCCCCUCAUUAGUAUUCAGUCAUAAUAUCCAUUAAAAGGAUAUAGUCUCCAUUACACUGUCAGCUGCAUCACAACACAUGGUGAAUGUAUGUUUCCGCAUAGUGAAAUAAAAGUGGUAAAUGCAUCUAAAAUUGUAUUGUUCUGUGUUUAAAAGAAUCUAGUGCUUUUAUAUAUAUAUAUAAUAUAGUCCAUACCUAAGUAACACUUGUAUGAUAUCAAAGGCUUUAUUCAUCUGAAUAGUAGACACAUCCUGUCUUCAAUGGAAAAUGCUACAUUUUUAGUUAGCAGGGGGCCCAAAGGGAUAAUUAGAUGAAAAUGUAUGCCUUUGGGUAAAAUUGAUUGCAAGGCAAAAGGAAUGGCCAGUUUCUUCUGUUUUCUGUAGCUGUAGAAUCUGUUUCACUUAAAGUAAAUGAAGGGUUUUACAAUUGGCUAAAAACUUACAAUGAAACUAUAGCAUUGAUCCAUAUUAGUUUCAUUUGUUCGCACUAAAUCACGAUUAAAUUAUUUAUUUAAGAUGGUCCUCAUUAUUCUGUUUCCUCUUGCUUACCCCCUGACCAUAUCUUGGUGGUGAUUCAAGAGAGAUCCAUGGAGGCUAACUCACCCACCCACAACAUCAUAAACCCAGGUAGGACUGCAAGGAAUUAAAUACAGGCAAAAUUUCCAGGAUAUUCAGGGCAAAAUGUUCUUGAUUAUGUACACAGAUUAAGUGGAGAUAGCUUCAGUGGAGGGCUGGAUUUGACCCUAUGAUUUAUUACAAAUAUUUAUUUUCUUAAUUUAGAAAGGAAAUAUGAGUAUAUAUAUAAAUAUAUAUAUAUAUAUAAAGAGAAUCUGUAGAUAAUUAAAAAAUAAUCUUCUAAGGCUUUUAGAGAUCUGCCCUUAGUCUCUUAAACUGACCUCUUCAAUCAUCCAUUUUUCAUGUCUUUUGUUCAAGAUCUUGCUCUGUGUAACUUUCCCCUUCCAAUGAAGCAGUCAUCUCUCACGUAUUAUGUAAUAGAUAAUGCAAAGAUUAUGCUGUUAUGUUCAUAGUCUCCAAGUUAUCCAUUCAUGUCCUUCUUUCUAAUCGUGCAGAUGUACAAGAAAAUAUCUGUGUAUAUUCUGUUCCUUCCCAGUGAAGUUAGAAUCACAUAUUUCCCACCUACACCUGUCCCAUCCCUGCCCAGGUUAUGGCUGUACAUGGAAGGCUUCUAUCCUAUUUUUCAGCAGACUGCAUUCCAGGAUCAUGCUUCUGCAUCAAGGAGUUUAAAAAUAGACACGGAAGCCAUAUUGGUCUCCCUUCAGGUGUCCCUUACCUGGUCAGCUAAAAAACAGCAUUAUAUUACCUCAGAGAAAUGUGACAGGCUACUAUACUGCCUUCUGUCCAGACUUACCCUUAGCAUUAUAUUUUAGCAUGGCUUGAGGAGAUUGUACUUUGGUGAUUCUGUACAGCAUGUAUGCCAUCUAAAGGUACUGUAACUUUAUGAGGCUAGUCUCUUUAGAAAGGAUACUCAUGGCUACAUUAUGGCCUGAGCACGUGCUGAUUAAGGGAAGAUUAGAGUGGAUGGGCAAUGAAUGACCUCUUAGCGUCACUGUUAGCAGCAGACCUUUGCCUAGGGUAAUUCCUGGGCAUGGUUCCUAGGAAAUAAUAGCUUUGGUUUUUGUUAGAAACUGUUUCUUGGGUUGUCUGUCUAAUGCUGUGCCACAUGAAAUAAAGAACACCUGCCUGUUUCUACCAGC
Messenger RNA from Gavialis gangeticus (Gharial), 7062 nucleotides. RefSeq names its product erythrocyte membrane protein band 4.1 like 3 (gene EPB41L3). Gene Ontology annotation, cellular component: plasma membrane; cytoskeleton. The coding region runs from base 115 to 4425 and encodes 1436 amino acids. NCBI's taxonomy places the organism in Eukaryota, Metazoa, Chordata, Crocodylia, Gavialidae. Gene Ontology annotation, molecular function: structural molecule activity; actin binding. The transcript is spliced from 27 exons. Gene Ontology annotation, biological process: cortical actin cytoskeleton organization. The record is from RefSeq and is a predicted model, not a curated record.